AUGAUAGCGCAUUCUGCUCAAAGAAUUUAUGGUAGAGUGCAAGUGCCGCAGAUGAGUUACCCGGACUUAGCGGAAGCAACUUUGGAAACUGGUCCUUUUGAGUCGAUGAGGAAAUAUAGUAAAUGCUUUAGGCAUCUCGUAGAUUUCACAAUAUGUUUCAAUUUGUUUGGGUCUUGCUGCGUGUACCAGAUUGUGAUAGCUCGUACCAUCAAGCAGCUUGUUGAAGGGACCGAUGAGGUUACUCUCGAAGGUAAUCCGCCGUUGAGAGUAUACAUUGCUGUGCUCGUCAUACCAUGUGUACUGAUUGGCAUGAUAACCACCUUAAAAUAUUUGGCACCGUUUUCGAUCGUGGCUGAUUUUAUUAUAUUUACGGUGGCGUGUGCAACAGUGUACUAUGCAGUUAAAUUGGCAGACGUUAGUUCUUUAGAUAGGCCAGUAUUCAAAACUGUGGCCGGUCUAUUUGAAUUUAUGGGAGUCUGUACAUUUAGUAUGGAAGGUAUAGGGGCUGUUAUGGCAAUCGAAAAUAAUAUGGAGGAACCUAAGAAUAUGGGGCUUGCAUUAUUUGGAGGCAUGUCAAUUGUUGUUAGCAUUGUAGUUACAGUCGGAUUCUUUGGAUAUUGGGGUUUUGGGGAAGGCGCUAGAUCUCCUGUAACGUUAAAUUUUCCUUUAGAGCCAUUUCCUAUAGCUCUCAAAGUACUACUAGGAGUAAUGAUAUACGUCACAUUCGCCCUAAACUUUUGGUUCCCUUUCGAUUUAAUGUGGCAUUACAUACAAAAAGGAUAUGAUCCAUCCAAAUAUUGGCUUUGGGAAAGAGUGUACAGAGCAAUUUUUAUAUGUGGUAUCACAACCAUAGCUGUUACAUUUCCAAAUGUAUCUAAAUUUAUUGGAGUGCUAGGUUCUUUUUGUAUAUCCAACAUGGGUUUCAUCUACCCAGCGUUCAUCGAACUAUGCUUGGACUGGACGGACCCAGGGCUCGGCUUCAUGAAGUGGAGGUUCUGGAGGUUUCUCAUGAUCAUAGCCUUCGGCCUUACUCUAUGCAUAGUUGGUACUGUUACUAAUGUUAGAGGACUUAUUCAUGAAUCGUUU
Messenger RNA from Brenthis ino (lesser marbled fritillary), 1086 nucleotides. The record is from the annotation of a GenBank genome assembly. NCBI's taxonomy places the organism in Eukaryota, Metazoa, Arthropoda, Insecta, Lepidoptera, Nymphalidae.